This is a messenger RNA of Knipowitschia caucasica, 375 nucleotides long. The record is from the annotation of a GenBank genome assembly. Lineage: Eukaryota; Metazoa; Chordata; Actinopteri; Gobiiformes; Gobiidae.
AUGUUUGAAUUCUACACACCCCGAAAGAACAGCUCCAAAGUCGGCUUAGAGUUCGCUGCUGGUCCCUCCCCGCUGGGUCCCGUCAGCGUGUGUUGCUUCAGCCUUUCCUCCAUGUCCUCUGCCUUCCUCCUCCUGCUCUCAGCUGGUGCUCAGGGGCGAGUCGGCACAAGUCUCGCCCCAGGCCCCCGGCUCUCUCUGGCCUGUCUUGCGCGAUGCACGGGGCUGGAGCUGCGAGCAGGAGGCGGAGAGGAGGUGCUUUGUGUCCGCACGCUGAUGGAGGUGGGGCAGCACACUCUGGCGAAACAGCUCCCUCCGUGGUUUCACCUGCAGGGAGAGGCCGGGAUGCAGACCACAAACAGCUGUGGUGAGUGGUGA